AUGGCGCGCGGCGAUGGUGACGCGCUGCAGCGGCUGUCCAAGGAGCAGGCAGGGCCCAGACAGGAUCGUGCGGCCACCGAGUCGCAGCAGCUACUGGACACUCUGCGAGAAGGCUAUGCCGCGCGGGGAGCUGGCUGGCUGCGCCAGGAGCUCACCAAGCGGACCGCCGUGCAGCUGCGACAGCUUGCUGGCGCCGCGGACGUGCAGCAAUACGAAGCUGGACGCAACCUGCCCAAAGCGGAGCUGCUAGAGAAGGUGGCGCAGCACAUUUCCGAGAAGCAGGAUCCUGUGGCCUCCGAGUCGCAGCAGCUGCUGGACACUCUGCGAGAAGGCUUUGCCGCACGGGGAGCUGGCUGGCUGCGCGAGGAGCUCGCCAAGCAGACCGCCGUGCAGCUGCGACAGCUUGCUGGCACUGCGGGCGUGCAGCAACGUGAAGCUGGACGCAACCUGCCCAAAGCGGAGCUGCUAGAGAAGGUGGCGCAGCACGUUUCCCAGGAGCAGGAUCCUGCGGCCACCGAGUCGCAGCAGCUGCUGGACUCUAUGCGAGAAGGCUUUGCCGCACGGGGAGCUGGCUGGCUGCGCGAGGAGCUCACCAAGCGGACCCGCGCGCAGCUGCGACAGCUUGCUGGCGCCGCGGGCCUGCAGCAAUACGAAGCUGGACGCAACGCGUCCAAAGCGGAGCUGCUAGAGAAGGUGGCGCAGCACGUUUCCCAGGAGCAGGAUCCUGCGGCCACCGAUCCUGCGACCACCGAGUCGCAGCAGCUGCUGGACUCUGUGCGAGAAGGCUUUGCCGCGCGGGGAGCUGGCUGGCUGCGCGAGGAGCUCGCCAAGCAGACCGCCGUGCAGCUGCGACAGCUUGCUGGCACCGCAGGCGUGCAGCAAUACGAAGCUGGACGCAACGCGUCCAAAGCGGAGCUGCUAGAGAAGGUGGCGCAGCACGUUUCCGAGGAGCAGGAUACUGCGGGGCGUGCCAGCGCCGACGACCGCGUUACCGCAGAUGGCUUGCGGCAGUUGGCAGCGGCGCUGGGCGACGGGGCGGCCCCGAGUCUUCGGGCCCGACUUCGUGGAGUUCCACUGCGCAAUGCUGAGCCGUGUUUACAAGGAUUGGCUAUGGAGCUGGGCGUCCCGUUCGAGAAUAUCACCAGGGACACAUUGGUUCAUAGGAUUGUCAUGGCUUUGUGCCCGCUGGCUGCUCCAGGCGCUCAAGCGGACAUCAAGUACCACGUAUGGCGAUUGCUUCGCAAGCUGCGUGAUGCCCGAGCAGAAACUGCUGAAGCUGUGGCUGCUGCUGCGCGGGACAUCGUCGAGUCCUCGAACUUGUGCAGGGCUGCGGCGGCGUACUGUUUGGAUGUCACCGUGGAGGUCAUUGCCCGCAGGCACUGCUCUGCUGCUGAAGAGGCGCGGAUACUCGUCACAAGAGUUGUCAGCGCGUUGCAGCAGUGGCCUGCAGUGGAGGCUGCGCUGGCCUCGCAGGUCGCUGUCACGUGGGAAGACGCUGUGGCUAGCUUGCAGGUCGUGGCGACUCCUGGCCUGUGUGUUCCUUUGCAGCACGCGCUGCUGGCUGCCGUUUUGGACGCUCGCGGCUGGUGGCGGCUGGCAGACUGCCAGGAGAGGGCAGACCCUGUCGACGUGGCCUCGCGUCUUUGCUUUCUGGCCGAGUUGGACGAAGAGCCGCCUGCUGCUGACACCGACGGCUACGAAGAUCGCAAGGAUGUUUUGGAGGCGGUCCUGUGCAUGCUGAAGCACAAGUACCGGUCCCGCAAGUUCGACGAAGGCGACACUGCGCUGCUGCGGGCUCUGAUGCGCCGGUAUGGUUGGGACCGACGCUCGGAGCAGGGAGGAACUUGCAGAUGGUCCCAGACCUUCAAAGACGUGCGGAAGUCGGAAGAUUGGUCAGCGUUUGCCUGGUUCUUGGCGGUGGAGCUACUACAUCCUCUGGCUAGCAUUGGCGUUCGUGACCUGCACAGCCCCAUUGCGGUCGCCGAGGCAAGGGGCGGCGAGGACGGCAUCGACGCUGACGUGCGUCAGCUGCGGGAUGACCUGAUAGCUUGGCAAGUGGUCGAGGGCUGCUCCCGCAUCCCGUCCUCGGAGGAGCAUCCGCAGCUGGCCAAGCGUGUUGAGAGGCACCAGACGAGCGGUGCCAGCGCCCGCCUCAAGGCCUUGAAGAAAGCCUAUCCGCCGGACUUUGCUCCGCUGGCAGCUUUUGCCCUGGAUUGCCUCGCGGAGGGCGCAGACUCGCAAGCAGGCGUUCUUUGGCGCUCCGCAGCGGAGCGGGCAUUGGUCUUCGGCAUCCCGCCUGAGAAAGUGGAAGUGGCGCUGCACGCAGCUUGGCUUGUCAGCGUUCUGGGGGAUCCUGUCUACACUCCGUGCAAGCACUGCGGCACCAAGAUUGACGGGCUGACGAGGAAGUGCAAGCGAGCCGACUCCAACAACUGCCAGACGGAGGCCUCGGACGCGCCUCGCGUGCUUGCGACGGUGCACAUUGCGGAGCUCGCGGUCUUGGCCCGCGUUGACGGCGAAGCUGCGCUGGCUCGAGCGAUUCAAGACAAAGGCGCGCACGUGCUGUGCUUCAAGGGGCCUUUCGAUCUCCGUCUGGGCACCUCGCCUCGACUGGCCACGAGCCGCGGCGCCGCGCCCUCGGCGUCGCAGGUGUUCGCGAACUACGUGACGCUUCUCGCAGUCGCCGAGGACGACCCUGCCAUUGACGAGAUUGACGUGGCCGGGGACAGACACCUGGUCACGAAGCACGAGAAGGUGCACCCCUACCCGCGCAAGGAUGGAGACGCUGCAUUCGCCAUCGAGGCUUUCUGCCACUUCAAGAGCUGCCAUCUGUUCAACAUGGCGGACGGGAGUCCGCGCUUCUUGGUCGGCCGCGUGCUGAAGAACGAGAACACGGGCGGCAUCACCUUGCACGUGGAGUGGAUGUCGCGGGUGAGUCAGGACCAACUUCUCCACUUGCAGGAGGAGCGCGACAUGGUGUGGUGCCUGCUCGGGCUGGAGCCUCAGCUGCAGGACAACAAGCGCCCGGCCAGCAGCCUCGUCGAUGAGACUCAUGAAAGUGAAGUGCUCGACGUGGUCGAACGCCUAGCGGGCGCAAGCCACUGUCUUGGCCUACGGCUUUGGUCUUGGACGACGGCCAGUGGCUUUGUUUUGACGCGCUCUGUUCUCUCCUGGCCCGGUGCGACGCAGUGGCCGCUGUCUUGCGAAAGCUGCGCGAGCACCGGGCUAGGAGAGCGCCAGCAUGAGGCAGAGGAUGUCGCGGAGGCGGAUAUGGCUUGGAUUCGAGCUGCCCAGCUUGAGAUAUCGGAAAGGUACGCGCGAGGGCCUUGGACUGCUGUGGAUUACGCAGUCUGGUUUUUUUGCUACGACCUGGGCAGCAUCGCCGACUGGCCCGUGGACGCCGUCGUGGUCCAGACCGCUCACCGACAGAAGUGCUUGCUGGGCAGCCUACGCUCCGCGGCUGACCUGCGAGCGGCAGAAGCCCUCACGGGCACGCGGGCUUCGGUUGUUGUCAGCGUGUGCUGGGAGGCGGAAAUGAGAGUGAGAGGAGCUCCGCGAGACUGGGGCGCGCACUUUCAGGCAGUGGCUGCCCUGCUGGAGGCUCGCCCAGCUCUUUGCCCGUGGCAAAGUCGAGACUACGUGCUGCUUGCGCUCAACCGCUUGCGAGCGCAAAAG
Messenger RNA from Effrenium voratum, 3675 nucleotides. Lineage: Eukaryota; Dinophyceae; Suessiales; Symbiodiniaceae. The record is from the annotation of a GenBank genome assembly.